CCAUUUCAUUUUUGGCCCACUAACCUCUCUCCUCACCCAUUCUUUUCAACCCGGCGAGUCGGCGACAUCUGCCUCCGAGUGGUUUGCAACAAUAGAAAUCGAUUUUCUGAUCAAAACCCUAGAUAUUAUCUACAUAUUCCCCAAAUUAAUCAGGGGGUUUUAUCUCCGGAUUCCGGUAAUGGAUUCUUUGCUAGCUACGUAUGCAUCUUCAGAUGAAGAUGAAGAUCAACAACAACCACGUAAACAGAAUCAAGCAAGCCAAUCGAACUUCCCUUCGCAACCCGCAACCAAAUUUGGGGGAAACUUCUUAUCUUCUCUCCCAACACCAAAAUCCCAACUUUCAAACCCUCCCCCACAGACUCUAACAACUUCGAAACCCAAGAAGGUUGCACAGCCACAAUCCGGAUUCAAUUCAUCAUCCUCCGCCUCUUUAUUUUCUUCACUUCCUCAACCAAAAACCGAAAGAUCUGACCCGUUUUCUCUGGGGCCUAAACCUAAAAAAGUUGUUCAGUUUCGGCCACCUGUAAUGAGCAAAGUUGUUGAUGACGACGACGAAGAUGAAGACGAUGAUAAGGAAGAACAAACGAAAAAGGAUAGUUCCAUACCUGAAGCGCCCUCUGUCAAGUCGUUUUUGUCGAGUAUCCCUGCGCCAAGGAACUCGGGCUCACUUGGAGCUUUGCCCUCCUCCGCCGGCAUGGGUCGAAGAUCAAUCUUGGAAUCUGAAGUUCCAGCAUUAUCAAAUUCAAAAGUUGUUAAGGACACUGUUAAUAAAGCCAGUGAUAAUCAGGUGAAGCAUCAUAAUAACAGUUCUCUCGCUACUGAUAACUCUUCCAAUGUGAAUUUGUCUGUUGAUGAAAGUUAUGUAAACCACGAUAAUACCUACAGUGGAUAUGCGAAUCCUAAUUCAAAUGAGAAUGCAGUUACAACAACUGCAGAUUAUGCGAGCUAUGAUUAUAGCAAUAAUGGAGGGUAUGAGUAUGAGAAUGUUCAAACGGAUCAUUCAAGCUACGGCCCAGCUCCUCCAACAAGUGAAGAUCCUGCAAACUAUAAUAGUUACGAGGGUUACAGUGAUUAUGGGAACUAUGCGCAGUAUGAAAGCAAGUGGAUUGAUCGAUCAAGUGGAGAUAUGCAGCCAGAAAUUUCAGAAGCAGCCGCUAUACAAAAUAUGACGAGGGUUCCUGGCAAGAGAGGUAGGAAUGAGAUUCCGCAUGAGAUAAUUGAGGUUAGUCAGGAUGAACUGAUGAAGAAUCGACCACGAGAAGACCAAGUCAAAUCAACUGGAAUAGCUUUUGGGCCCUCAUAUCAGCCGGCUUCUUCAGGGAAGGGGAAGCCAACGAAGCUGCACAAGAGGAAACAUCAGAUUGGAUCUUUAUACUUUGAUAUGAGAUCUAAAGAGAUGGAAUUGGCAGAAAGGCGCUCAAAAGGCUUUCUCACAAAAGCAGAAACACAAGCCAAGUAUGGAUGGUAAUAAUAAACUCAUAAUUUUUUUGUAUGUUGCGUGUUAAUGUUGUGUCAAUUUUUCUUCUACAAAUGAAAAGCGUUGCAAAGAUUUUUGCUUUGUUUUCUCAAGAGCUCGUCAAUGUUUCGUGCUAGAUUAUUGUUCCUUCAUAUUGUAGCCAAUAAGUUGUUACUGAUUUGCAUAAUUGAAAAUGGUGAAAACAGGAACGAUUUUAAGUAAGGAAAAUUACAUUUUACAACAA
Lactuca sativa (garden lettuce) is the source of this 1700-nucleotide messenger RNA. RefSeq lists its product as uncharacterized. Lineage: Eukaryota; Viridiplantae; Streptophyta; Magnoliopsida; Asterales; Asteraceae. Gene Ontology annotation, cellular component: nucleus. The record is from RefSeq and is a predicted model, not a curated record.